UCUCUGGUCUCUUAUAAGGACACGAAUCCUGUUGGAUCAGGGCCCACCCUUAUGACCUCACUUAACCUUCAUCAUCUCCUUAUAGGCCCUGUCCCCAACUACAGUCACAUUGGGGAUUAGAGCUUCAGCGUCUAAUAUUGGCGGGGGGGACACCAUUCAGUCCAUAGCCCCCCCUUCCUCAGGGCUCCAACCACAUCAUGCACAGAACUCAGCUGUAGCCCGCAUCACACAGUGCUCUUCAGUCCAGCCACGCGUCCUUCAGCGGCUGGGAUACGUUCUCGACAAUGCAUCAUCAGGCUUGAGUGACAACUUGAGGACAAGGCGGCGCCUCGACAAGAUUUCACACAGCAGCUACAGGGGCCAGAGAAGCAGCACCGCAUGGUGUGGCAGGAGAAGGAGGACCUGCACAAGCAAUUGGUUGAAGCUUCAGAGACAUUGAAAUCCCAAGCCAAAGAACUGAAAGAUGCCCAUCAGCAGCAAAAGCUGGCCCUGCAGGAGUUCUUGGAGCUCAAUGAGCUCAUGGCAGAGCUCUACUCCCAGAAGCAGAAGGUGUGGGACAAGGAGGAGGAGAUGGAAGUAGCCAUGCAGAAAGCUGACAUGAUGUGGCAGGAGAUCUGAAGAUCCAAGAAGCUCAGAAAGAGGAUGCUGUUUAGCCAGAUGCGGUGGCUCACGCCUGUAAUCCCAGCACUUUGGGAGGUCGAGGCAGGCGGAUGGCCUGAGGUCAGGAGUUUGAGACCAGCCUGGCCAACAUGGUGAAACCCCGUCUCUAUUAAAAAUGCAAAAAUUAACCAGGCAUGGUAUUGGGUGCCUGUAAUCCUAGCUACUUGGGAGGCUGAAGCAGGAGAAUUGCUUGAACCUGGGAGGCGGAGGUUGCAGUGAGCCAAGAUCAUGCCACUGCACUCCAGCCUGGGCAACAAGAGCAAAACUCUGUCUCAAAAAAAAAAAGGGGGGAGGAAGCUAUUUAGAUAUUUCAGCGAUGAUAUUGAUUGGACUUUUGUAUGACCUUAAUAAAACAUCUUUGAAAACUUGG
Messenger RNA from Gorilla gorilla gorilla (western lowland gorilla), 1030 nucleotides. RefSeq lists its product as uncharacterized. Lineage: Eukaryota; Metazoa; Chordata; Mammalia; Primates; Hominidae. The record is from RefSeq and is a predicted model, not a curated record. The coding region runs from base 379 to 618 and encodes 79 amino acids. The transcript is spliced from 3 exons.